This is a messenger RNA of Trichoderma virens Gv29-8, 315 nucleotides long. RefSeq lists its product as uncharacterized. The record is from RefSeq and is a predicted model, not a curated record. The transcript has 2 exons. Lineage: Eukaryota; Fungi; Ascomycota; Sordariomycetes; Hypocreales; Hypocreaceae. Bases 1 to 315 code for a protein of 104 amino acids.
AUGUCCGAUGAAAAACACCCAACGAGAGCAGCAGCAUGCAACACUCCAACUUCCCAUGAUGACAACUACUUUGAUCUGUCGGUCCGCUCUUUGCCUGGUCCGCCGUUCCUGCUCCUCACCCUUGCGCCGCCGUCUACAACUUCUCAUGAGCCGCCUCGAUCUACGCCUUGGGAGAGGGCUAUGCAAGAUGGCGCGUUUACAAACUCAACCUCUCCUGCGGGUUCACCAGACAGAAAGAGAGUUGAGUCUUUAUACACUUCAACUACAAAAUUUAGCGUCGAUCCUCCACGGCCGCCUCGUGAGGGAUACGAGUAG